ACGGGGCUGACACUGCAGCCCCCACGGAGGGUCGCGGCGCGGGAUGAGCUCUGCCGCGGCCAAGCCGAUACUUUAUAGCUAUUUCCGAAGUUCCUGCUCUUGGAGAGUGAGAAUCGCACUGGCUCUGAAAGGGAUCUCCUAUGACCUGGUGCCAGUGAACCUCCUGAAGGACGGGGGGCAGCAGUUUUCUGCUGAAUUCAAGGCAGUGAAUCCAAUGCAGCAAGUCCCAGCCUUGAAAAUUGAUGGCAUCACCCUUUCUCAGUCGCUAGCUAUAAUUCAUUACCUAGAAGACACGCGUCCUAACCCCAGACUCCUGCCCCAAGAUCCGAAGAAGAGAGCCCAAGUCAGAAUGAUCGCCGAUCACAUUGUCUCCGGCAUUCAGCCACUCCAGAACCUGAGUGUCCUGAGACAAAUGGGGGAGAAAAAAAUGGAAUGGGCUCAGAACUGCAUUGCAUCUGGCUUUCAAGCGCUGGAGCAGAUUCUGCAGCACACUGCUGGGCGCUACUCUGUGGGGGAUGAAGUUUCCAUGGCCGAUCUGUGCUUGGUGCCGCAAGUUUCCAAUGCUGAAAGAUUCAGAGUGGACAUGGGUCCGUAUCCCACAAUAACCAGAAUAAACAAAGCUCUCCUGGAGUUAGAGGCAUUCAAAGUAAGCCACCCAUCCCAGCAGCCAGAUACUCCAGCAGAGCUGCGAGCUUGAAGCCCUUCUACUCAUUAAAUCAAGUAAGCUGCAGUUGUCAAAGAGGACAACAGCUACAGCUUGAGUAGAACUUCAGUGCCAGCAGGAAGCCCUAGUACUAUUGUCUCACUUUCAUCUGGGUGGGAAGAAGGACAGAGGACCUGGAAGUAGCCUGGAUGACUUACAGGAGCUAUGCCUGUGCUGGAAAGCUUGCAGCUACUUCUGACUAUGUUUUUUCUAUCUGAUGUAUCUCCAUGAAGCAGAUUAAAGCAGAAGCAUCCAU
Aptenodytes forsteri (emperor penguin) is the source of this 959-nucleotide messenger RNA. RefSeq names its product glutathione S-transferase zeta 1 (gene GSTZ1). NCBI's taxonomy places the organism in Eukaryota, Metazoa, Chordata, Aves, Sphenisciformes, Spheniscidae. Bases 44 to 697 code for a protein of 217 amino acids. The record is from RefSeq and is a predicted model, not a curated record. Gene Ontology annotation, cellular component: cytoplasm; mitochondrion. Gene Ontology annotation, biological process: L-phenylalanine catabolic process; glutathione metabolic process. The transcript has 9 exons. Gene Ontology annotation, molecular function: maleylacetoacetate isomerase activity; glutathione transferase activity.